Penicillium brevicompactum is the source of this 3813-nucleotide messenger RNA. Its product is annotated as GRAM and VASt domain-containing protein. Gene Ontology annotation, molecular function: sterol binding; sterol transfer activity. Gene Ontology annotation, biological process: intracellular sterol transport. The transcript is spliced from 2 exons. The record is from RefSeq and is a predicted model, not a curated record. Lineage: Eukaryota; Fungi; Ascomycota; Eurotiomycetes; Eurotiales; Aspergillaceae. Gene Ontology annotation, cellular component: mitochondrion; plasma membrane; cortical endoplasmic reticulum. The coding region runs from base 1 to 3813 and encodes 1270 amino acids.
AUGGCCGACUCCUCUUCCUCAAGCCUGAAAGAAAACAGGUCCCGGCGCUCCUGGACAAUUUCUGCCGAAUCAAGCGCCAUGGAGAGUAACGGCCGAUCCUCCCCCGAUUCCACCGAACGACCGAAGACACAGGGUGGAGAAGUAGAUUCCAGGGCUGGUCCCAGUGGUUUCUCCAAGCUCCUCGAGGCGCGUCGGAGGCGCAAGAAGAAUAAAAAACAGAAACCGGCCGAUGAGCCGGCAGUCCCCAGUGUGGUCUUGGAAGACGGUCUCCACGAAAGCCGAUCCAACGAGUCUCGGGAUGGGACCUCCGCAGCCACCUCCUCUGUCGCGGGGAGCUCUGGACAAGCGGAAGGUGAGGUCAUCAAUCUCUUGACGGACGACUCCGAGCCAGAUCGGACCCCGCCGCUCACGUCGCAUAACUCCCAUACCGGGUUCUACACCACCUCCUCGCCAUUGAUUAAGACAGCCUCGGUCGACGCCGCGCAUUUGGACGAAUCGCAAGGUGAUACGGAGUCAGCGGUCAGCGGACCGAGCAUGACUAGCUCGGGGUCGAACCCAAGCGAUCGAAAAUCUAGGCGUCCAACACAGUCGAGCUUGGCGUUGGAUGUCCCCGACGACUCCUCGAGCAAGAAACGUAGUCCAUCACCCGGACGACGCUUCAAAGACGCAUUUACCUCCGAGAAGAAAGCCCCGAUCGAGGACCCGGAGACCGAAUCCACCAAGUCCGGGGCCAACAAGAGCCGAAGUUUGUUUGGAGGCAGUCGACGGAGCAGUCUUUCAUCCAAGCGUGCCCAGGCAGCCGCCGAGGAAAUUCCUCCUCUUCCUGCACCGAUUCGGACGGAUCUGACGGAAAACAAACCUCGUUCGCUCCAAGCGAGCCCGAUGCCGAACACCCCGCCCCAUACCGCCAUUCCUGCACCAGCGACCACCGUAACACCCCCAACCCCAACUGAGUUCAAUCCCCUCAACCCGCAGAUUUUGUCCAACAAUGUGACCGACUCGCCUGAAUCCAUUCAAUCGAGAAAUUCCAUAUCCGACGGAGUGACCACUGUGAGCCCCUCCGGGAACAUGAUCUCUCAUCGGCGAGUACGGUCGGCCUCCGCAGCUCACGGUCCAAGUAAAUUGUCGAACUCGGUCUCCGCUUUAACACCCCUGGAUGAAAAGUCCAGCGGGACGAAGAACUCAAGCCCGAACCAGCAGAAUGGAUUCUUCUCCUCUGUUUUUUCUGUGGCACAAAAUGCGGCCUCUUCAUUGAGCAACAGCCUCAACGCGCAGCAAAAGAACCGCCCCACAUCUCAACCUAUCGCUGCCGAGCCUGAUAAAUCUAGUUCUGACUCCACGGAAGAUGCUGAACAAUUAUCAGAGCAUGGUAGCAAGAGCGGGGAAGGAACGCAGGCUGCGGUGGAAACCCUCGGAGCAGGUGAUUUGGACUUCAGCCACCUGGAUAUCAAUGUACGACCAGGAGAAUCAAUCACCACUCCGGAUGGUGUCAUCAUCACAAAGCCAGUGAACCCAACUGAUAAACGCAAAAGCACCAAUGUCUCCCGGAGAGAUGAGGAAGCUGCCAAGCUUGAAGACAAGCGCGCUGCGCGUGCUGUCCAGGCUGCAUACGAGAGACCCGACAAGUCGGGAAGACCGUCAGAGCUUUCUUUAGUCGGCGCUCCUGCGGAUGAUGUUUUGGAGGUUCAGUCGACGACUUCCCUUCCGAAAGACGGUCCUCUCCUGGGCGACCAAACCCCGCCGACUGGUAGUGUCAUUGAUGGUGACCUGAGUGGAGGCCUCAACCGCAGUGGCAGCGUGCGUAGCAGACUCGCACGGCGCCACCGUGGUUCCUCCGGGGCCACGAAUUCGACCAUUGGAGCUAUUGGCAUUAAUGCCAUCGGCCUCGGUGCACCUGGUGUCAAUGCCAGUGCGCCUCGUUUGACUGGUUUCGCUGUCGCAAGCAAAAAGCGCAACAGAGACUUCCACCAGUUGUUCCGGAGUGUGCCUGAAGAUGAUUACCUGAUUGAAGACUAUAGCUGUGCCCUGCAACGUGAGAUCAUUCUUGCUGGUCGGAUCUACAUCUCAGAAGGACAUGUUUGUUUCUCCAGUAACAUUUUGGGAUGGGUAACCACUCUAGUCAUCAGCUUUGACGAAGUCGUUGCUGUUGAAAAGGAGAACACUGCUAUGGUGUUCCCUAACGCUAUUGCUAUUCAGACUCUUCAUGCCCGUCACACCUUCCGCAGUCUGUUGAGUCGCGAGUCCACGUAUGACCUCAUGGUCAACAUUUGGAAAAUCAAUCACCCCACCAUCAAAAGCUCAGUUAAUGGCACCCGUGUGGCUGAAGGAACCGGCGACAAGACAGAAAAGGUUGGGGAAGAAGAAAGCGAAUCAGAAAGCGACGCGUCUGACGAAGACGAGAUCUACGAUGAAGACGAGGAAGAGGAUCAUGCCGAGAGCUUGUUCGAUGGUCCUGCCAGCGCUAACGCUAGCUCAACAUCUUUGCCGGUGAGAGCAGGCUUAAGUCGCAAGGCGUCGAGUCUUUCUGCAAAUGCAGCGACCCCCGCAACCGGAACCAACGGCAAUGGUGAUAAGAAGAACGGUGACAAAGGUGCUUCCAAGGAUGCACCUCCUGAUUUCCCUGGCCCCGUCACGCAUGCGCCCACCGAAUACGUCGAUCCUAAUGGUCAGUAUGAAAAGGUCAUCAAGGAUGAAAUUAUUCCAGCGCCACUUGGAAAAGUCUACUCUUUGGUCUUUGGUCCCGCUUCGGGCGAGUUUAUGACAAAGUUCCUCGUCGACAACCAAAAGUCUGGAGAAUUACAGUUCGAGUCAACAGCAAAGGGCCUUGCCACAGAAAGCCCUGUGAGGAAAUAUUCUUACAUCAAACCUCUCUACGGCUCAAUUGGUCCAAAGCAGACCAAGUGUAUUAGUACCGAGAAUUUGGAUUUCUUGGACCUCGAAAAGGCCGUCCUGGUUACAUUGAGCACGCAGACGCCUGAUGUGCCCAGUGGAAAUGUCUUUGCUUGCAAGACCAAGUACCUCUUCACAUGGGCCCCUAAUAACCAGACUCGUUUCCUCAUGACUUGCACUAUUGAAUGGACAGGCAAGAGUUGGUUGAAGGGUCCCAUUGAGAAAGGUGCAAUUGAUGGACAAGGCACGUUCGGAAACGAGCUCGUCAAAGCUCUGCAGGCCGCCGUCGUUCCCCGAGGACGAGCCACCGCAGCCCGAGGCAAAGGUCGACGCAAGAAGGGUGAUCCCGCAGGACGGGAAUCUACCACUGCCGCAUCAUCGAAGGUUGCCACUGACUCCACCGCCGGGAAGGGUGAUUCAUGGGGCUUGUUCGAGCCUGUCCGCCCUAUUCUGGAACCGUUCACCAGUAUCCUCAGUCCACUAUGGAGCGGAAACGUUGCACUUCUGCUGAUCGGUAUCCUUCUGUACAUGGCCUUCUUCCGAUCCCCGUCAUCGUCUUCUCUUGCACACCAGGGCGGUUGCGCUGGUCACGGCUUACCACAAAGACUGGCCGCCUAUGAGGAAAUGUGGCGACGCGAAGAGACAGAACUCUGGAACUGGAUCGAGGAUCGCGUUGGCAUGGACGGAAUGGUCUUCCCGAAUGCCUACCGCUCCCCAGAGCCCCAUCCCAGCCGUCGGUCAUCUGGCAGUAGUGCGGCCAAUGAGCGGGAGUUGGCUUCUCGUCUCCGCGAGGAGAAGGUCUCGGAUCGUGAAAUGGACCAUGCCAUACGAACCACCCGUCAACGCCUCGAUGUCCUCGAGGAAAUGAUGAGCAAGCGCAAGGUUCAGUGGGAUGCCGAUGAACCGGUCAAGUCUGAACUAUGA